AUGUUAAGUGUUGCCAGAUUUUGCUCAAUUUUGUUAUUAACACAAAUAAUUGUUUGUGGUCAAAAUGUGCGUUCGAAGAAUAAGAAUGGGAAACUGACGAGACCGAACACAUCAUUCCCGCAAACACCUAUGAUGGAGCUAUUAGCGCAGACAAUAGCGCCAAAUAUUGCUCAGCAAAACCCUGGAGACUUAUUCGAUAUUCUGCGGGAUAAAUAUCCUUUGCCUAAUGGCCUCAAGUCACCUUUCUCAGAAUACGACUACGUGAUAGUCGGCGCCGGUUCAGCUGGCUGCGUGUUGGCCGCUCGGUUAACUGAAAACCCCGACAUCACAGUAUUGGUCCUGGAAGUGGGGAAACCGGAGAACCUCCUCACUGAUGUACCCAGCAUAGCCCCGUACUUCCAGAGGACGGAGUACUCCUGGCCGUAUUUCAUGGAGCCCCAGCCUGGCGUAUGUUUAGGUAUGGAAAACAACCGAUGCUUCUGGCCACGAGGACGGGCAGUCGGUGGCACGAGCGUCAUAAACUACAUGAUCUACACGAGGGGGCGGCCGCAGGAGUGGGACAGGAUCGCCGCAGACGGGAACUAUGGAUGGUCGUACAAAGAAGUGCUCCAUUACUACAUGAAGUCAGAAAGGGCCAGCCUUGAAGGUUUUGAAGAUUCGCCUUACCAUGGCAACUCUGGCGAGCUGAAUGUGGAGUUCGUGCCGGAAAGGACUCCUCUCAUCGAUGCCUUUUUAGAAGCAGGAAGAGAGUUAGGGCAUCCAACUGUCGAUUAUAACGCUCCGGAACGUCUAGGAUUUGGAUAUUUACAGGGAACCGUCCAUGGCGGAAAACGUGUCAGCGCUGCAAAAGCGUUCUUACAUCGGAACAAAAGAAGACCUAAUCUCCAUAUUUUACCAAUGAGCACAGUAACAAAAGUCCUCAUCGACCCCAAAACAAGAACUGCUUACGGAGUCCAGUAUGCUAGGAAUCGUUUACGUUACGAAGUACGAGCGCGAAGGGAAGUUAUACUUUCAGCAGGACCAAUAGCAUCACCUCAAUUACUAAUGCUCUCUGGCGUUGGCCCAAAAGACCACCUUAGCCGUCUUGGUAUUCCCGUCAUUCAAGAUUUACCAGUCGGACACACGCUUUACGACCACAUUACAUUUCCUGGAUUAGUUUUUACACUAAACGUAUCAAAUUUGAGUUUCGUAGAAAGUAGAGAAACAAGAUUAGACUCCAUAAUUCAAUGGAUUCAGUAUGGAGAUACUGCUGUGUCGACAACUGGCGCCGCAGAAGGUAUAGGAUACAUCAAAACUCCAGUAUCUGAUGAUCCCGAUGACGUGCCUGAUAUGGAAUUAAUAAGCAUCGGAGGAUCUAUAGUAUCCGACGGUGGUCCUACAGGCAGUAAAGCGGUAAGAAGAGGAAUGAUGAUUAGAGAUGACGUUUUCGAUGGAGCUUACGGUUCAAUCGACAAUACAGACACAUGGACUGCUUUUCCAAUGUUGUUACAUCCAAAAUCUGUAGGAUACUUAGAAUUGAAAAAUAAUAAUCCAUUUAGCCAUCCGAGGAUGUACGGCAAUUAUUUAACUGAUCCUAGAGAUGUGGCUACAUUUGUCGCAUCUAUUCGCCAUAUCCAAGCGUUGGCAGCUACACAACCUUUCCAAAGGCUGGGAGCUAAGAUCCACAGAGCACAAUAUCCCGCGUGUAGGAACCUCACGUUUGACACAGAUGAAUAUUGGGAAUGUGCAGUGAGAACUCUGACUGCGACACUUCAUCAUCAAAUAGCUACAUGUCGAAUGGGCCCUGACACAGAUCCACUUGCUAUAGUAGAUCCUGAACUGAGAGUGUAUGGCGUAGCAGGGCUUAGGGUGGUAGAUUCUAGUAUUAUACCACGUACGGUUUCCGUGCACACUAAUGCACCAGCCAUCAUGAUCGGAGAAAAAGCAGCCGAUAUGAUAAAAGCGACUUGGAGAUAA
Messenger RNA from Amyelois transitella, 1956 nucleotides. Its product is annotated as glucose dehydrogenase [FAD, quinone]-like. Gene Ontology annotation, molecular function: oxidoreductase activity, acting on CH-OH group of donors; flavin adenine dinucleotide binding. The transcript has 5 exons. The record is from RefSeq and is a predicted model, not a curated record. NCBI's taxonomy places the organism in Eukaryota, Metazoa, Arthropoda, Insecta, Lepidoptera, Pyralidae. The coding region runs from base 1 to 1956 and encodes 651 amino acids.